CAAAAAAGACGACGACUUUUGAAAGUUUUCUCGUUCUGCAUGCUUUACAAACACGUUGUAAUUAAACCGCUUUCUACUUUCCAUAGUCUAAAUAAAUACCUUCUAAGAUCGAUGGCUCAAACACCACCAGAUCCAACCCACAUUCUGCACAACCAAAGUGGACAAGUCACUGCUUUAGCUACGUUUCGGAUGAAGGAAGGAGGUGAAGAAACGCUCGUUAGUGGAUCGAAUAAUGGAGUCAUAAGUAUUUGGAAUUUGAAUGUAUAUCGAUCAUUCAAGACCUGGCAAGCUCACAGUGGGUCAAUCGUAUGGCUUGGAGCUUUGGAUGACAGACCUGGAUACAUAAUUUCUCAAGCAAGACAUGAAUCUAUAAUUGUAUGGAAUGAAAAAGAAAUAGCAGUUUAUCAUUUGCUUGUCAACCAUGAAGGGUUCUGCAAGUGUGACCUGUGGACAAAUAUCAUAGCCAUCCCUGCAGAGAAAAACUCUGUUCAUAUUUUCAGCAUUAACCAUACAUCGUCUCUUGAACGAACGAGCACGCUGAAAAUAGAUGAUGGUGAAGGGGCUCUAAUGGUCAUUAAAUUGUUGGAGCAACGGAGUAAAAUAGCAACCGCCUACGAAAGUGGUUGCAUUUGCAUUUGGAACGAGAACAUCGUACUCCAUCGAACAAGAGUCAAGAGCAUGCCAACCUGCCUAGGGCAUCAUGCCCAUCGUAAUGAACUUCUAUUAGGAACUUCAUGCGAAACUCUUUACAUCUUCAACGCAGACAACCUAACAGAGCUCAAAUCGAUCGAGUUGACCAAUCCGGGUCUGAACGCCAUCGCGCUCCGCCUAUCCGACUCUCGUGUCUACGCCACAGCCGGCUGGGACAAGCGAAUACGCUUCUUCAGUGCCCGAACUCAUAAAAAGCUUUGUGUCCUCCAGAUUCACGAGGAGGCCGUCAACAGCUUGGUCUUCAUCGCGGGCCCUGGCAGCGGUUUGUUGGCUGCCGGAGGUAGCGAUGCCCUGAUAUCUCUCUGGGAUGUCUAUAGCAGCUAGUGACGUAGGAGGCCACCAAAACCCUUGAAAGGCAA
This is a messenger RNA of Daphnia carinata, 1070 nucleotides long. RefSeq names its product guanine nucleotide-binding protein subunit beta-like protein 1. The record is from RefSeq and is a predicted model, not a curated record. NCBI's taxonomy places the organism in Eukaryota, Metazoa, Arthropoda, Branchiopoda, Diplostraca, Daphniidae. The transcript has 3 exons. The coding region runs from base 40 to 1035 and encodes 331 amino acids. Gene Ontology annotation, molecular function: protein binding.